This is a messenger RNA of Thrips palmi, 2235 nucleotides long. RefSeq names its product RUN domain-containing protein 1. The transcript has 13 exons. The record is from RefSeq and is a predicted model, not a curated record. Bases 1 to 1743 code for a protein of 580 amino acids. Lineage: Eukaryota; Metazoa; Arthropoda; Insecta; Thysanoptera; Thripidae.
AUGAUGGAAGAGGUUUCAAUCUCUGGCGAGGAGGCCGAGGGGUUUGAUUUGUACGAUGGAAAGCCCUCUGGAGAGCGUUGGGCUCCAGUUGGAGCCAGCGAACUGGACGACGAAGCCCAGUUCGAAUCUGCUUACGAAGGCAAUUGCUUUUACCCUGGUGACUUAUCUCGAACGAAGGAGUUGGAAGAACAGCUUGAUGUUGUCAAUUCAUCUCUCAUUGCACUGACAUCACACUUUGCUCAGGUACAAUUUCGUUUACGGCAAGUUGUUGAUGCCCCAGUGAAUGACAAAGAUGCUCUUCUCAAAGAUCUGGAAGAAUUUGCAUUUCGUGGCAUUCCAGAGGUCAAGGGACCCCAUUUUUUCUGCAAAGAUGAUAAAGAAUCGAGUGCAAAUAAUCAGGAAGACUAUGUGACACAGCAGAGAGAAAAACAAAAAGAACUGAUAAAACAGUUAAAGGAGCAGUUAGAGGAUUUAGAGAAGUAUGCCUAUGAGACUGGUGGUGCUGGGCUCCCUCAAAGUGUACUUCUGGAGAGACAGAAGCUACUUAUCGAUGAACUGAAAGGAAAGUUGAAUCUCAAAGUUGAUGAUAUUGAAGUGUUAACUCCAGAAAUGUUGAAGAAAGAAGUUGAUGAGGCAGUUGGGGAGCUAAUCAACCCACUAAAGGUGAAGGAACAACUGGUCAAUCAACUGAAAACACAAAUUUCUGAUCUGGAAAGAUUUGUUGACUUUCUUCAAGAGACCGGAAAUGAUCCUCUCCUCACCACUCAUCAAAAAUGCACAUGUAAUUGUCGAGUUCACACUGAAACUUGUGCCAUCACACAGAGAGCCAAAAAGGUCAAAAGUUAUCAAACUCGUCAAAAAGAGUUUGACGUUGAAGAAAAGAAGAUUCGAGAAAAAACUCUUAAUAUAGUGAAAAAGGUUGCUGUACUUAUGCAAAUAUUUGCUGUAUCGCAGUUUGGAUGCGGACAAGAUGUAUUUAGGAAAAACACCAUGAAGAAGACAAUGAAAGUUAAUCACUGGGGUGAUUUGCGUGCUCGCCUAGAGGUUGCUGUUGCUGAAGUGUCAGAAAUUAUGAAAGAAGCCACUGAAGGCCGAAGCACUGGAGAGAGUGAAGACUAUGCAUCAGACUCUGAAGGAGCGCCUAUUGUUAUGUGCAAUGCUCGCAUAACUACUGCUGUUAGAAAAAAAUUGGCAAUGGCCAUUAAAGAUCUUAUUGAACAUGGUCUUAUUCAGAACAACCAAAAUUUGAGCUUGGUUCCACUAAUUGGAUGCUUUCCUGUCCGUGGCCCUGCAGUGAAGGAAAAAACUUUUCAUGCCUGGGAACUUAUUUUGGCAUAUUAUGACUUGAAGAAUGGAGAGUCUUAUAAUGCUACACCGGCAAGACGUUUGUCUCAGAGUUUCAACUUGGAACUUGUGGGUGGAGUUGCAGUAUCAAACAAGCAGCAACUGCUAAGCACCAUUGACAACAUAAUAAGCAGCCACACAAGAUAUAAACGCAGCUAUGAUUCUCACUUCAAAGCCUUUGUUUGUGCCGCUUUAAAUUCUAAGAAGCUUGUGUUUUGGUUGAGGCUCAUACUCCAUUGUCAGCCCAUUGUGGAGGCAUAUUACCAACCAUGGAGUUACGUGUGCAAAACUGGAUUUGAGGACAGCCUUCGUUCAUUGGAGAAAUUGACAAAAUUCCACUUUGAACUUCCAGUUGAUUUAGCAGUGAGACAGUUCCAGAACAUAAAGGAUGCUUUUUAAGCAAUUUCUAUUUCUGAUACGGCCCUUUUGGGAUAUGCAUGACUUUGCACAUUCGUCUUGGUCUAUAGGAGAGCAAAUUUGGUGACUGUUCUUGUGGCACACAGGGAAGUAGUGGAAUAAAAUAAAAUUAGUAUCAGAGUGACAAGUAUAUAAAUGACAAGACUUACUUCUGAUUUGUAAAAUUGUGGCUUGAGUAGUAAUGUGAUACAUGCUCCUAGAUGAUACAGAUUUAUUAGUCAUAUGUACAUCUAAUUUAAUCAUAAAGAGAAUCUUUAAUUUCUUAACUGUGUUUAUGUAUGCUGUAGACUUAUUGGUAAAUUCCUAUUAUCCAUGUAACCAUGAGGGAUGGACCCGUCUCUGAGGAUGUAACAGUAUUCCGAUCAAAACUUCCCGAUUGGCGGGAUAUUUUCCUCAAUUAAAAUUUUCAGGGAGCCUUGUCUAAAGGGCAAAUUAUGAAAAUCAUUGCCAGUGACAUUAAAUACUUGAUCUCCA